UCUCUUUGUGCGAAAAACUUUCACUUUCUUCUCUCUCGAUAGAUCUAUCAUUAUUGAGAGCAGAGGCUCAACAAAGAACAACAAUGGCAAUCCCAUCGUCGACGGUGCAAGCCGUCCUCAAAGAGAGGAAGUACCCGUUCAUCCUCCUCGCCGCCACGCUCCUCCUUAUCUUCCUCACCCUCCUCCUCUCCUUCUCUUCCACCGGCGGCAGCUCCCUCUUCCCCCGCCCCCUCCUCUUCUCCUCCUCUGAUCUCCGUAUCUCCUCCUCCUCCUCCUCUGCUUCCUCACCGCCGCCUCCUCCAUUGGUCUCGAGCCUGCCACCCCUAGACAGUGCCAGUGCCACCACCUCCUCCUCCUCCUCUGCUUCCCCACCACCACAUCCUCCAACAGCUCCUUCACUGGACUUGGGCCCGCCACCCCGAAACAGUGCCGGUGCCCCCAACUCCUCAUCACCCGCUCCAUCAGAUGAUACGGAUCUUGGUAAGGCCGAAGCGGAGAGGUUCAAGUGGUCCCUAUGUCAGGGCCCAUCCGCAGUGGACUACAUCCCCUGCCUGGACAACCUUAAGGCCAUCAAGGCACUCAAGAGCAGGCAGCACAUGGAGCACAGGGAGCGGCAUUGCCCCAGCCAGAACCCACGCUGCCUGGUCCCCAUCCCGACGGGAUACAAGGUUCCCGUUCGGUGGCCUAAGAGCAGGGAUAUGAUCUGGUACAAUAAUGUUCCUCAUCCGAAGCUCGUCGAGUACAAGAAGGACCAGAAUUGGGUGCAAAAAUACGGGGAGUAUUUUGUCUUUCCGGGAGGAGGAACUCAGUUCAAACACGGAGUUACCAAGUACAUUGAACUAAUAGAGAAGGCUCUACCGGAAGUAAAAUGGGGAAAGCACGUGAGAGUGGUCUUAGACAUAGGGUGUGGAGUGGCGAGCUUCGGGGGUGCUCUGCUUGACAGGGAUGUUAUUACAAUGUCCUUUGCGCCAAAGGACGAACAUGAAGCUCAGAUUCAGUUUGCUCUAGAAAGAGGGAUUCCUGCUACCCUUGCGGUUAUCGGGACCACGAAAUUGACAUUUCCCGAUAACGCUUUUGAUAUGUUACACUGUGCGAGGUGCAGGGUUCGUUGGGAUGCAGAUGGUGGGAAGCCUUUGUUGGAGCUCAAUAGAAUUCUCAGGCCCGGAGGGUACUUUAUCUGGUCCGCCACACCGGUGUAUAGGAAGGAUGAGAGGCAUCGGAGCAUUUGGAAUGCAACGGCCGCAUUAGCGAAGUCCAUGUGCUGGAAAGUUGUGGCUAGGACGGGCGGCUCCUCUUGGUUCGGGCUCGUUAUAUAUCAGAAAACCACAUCCUCUUCCUGCCUCGAAACCCAACAAAGGAGUGAGCCACCUCUCUGUAAGAAUCAGGGGCAACCUAACAGUUCAUGGUAUGCGCCUCUAAGUGAAUGUAUCUCAAGGCUUCCGGCUGAUACCUCGUGGCCAGCUCCAUGGCCGGAGAGGCUCAAGAGUAGACCUAUUAGCCUUUCGGCUGAAUCAGAGACCAGGAAGACGUUUCAAGAGGACACAAAACAUUGGUCUGCACUUAUAUCUGAUGUAUACUCGGAGGGCAUUGGGAUUAACUGGACAAGCUUGAGAAAUGUGAUGGACAUGAAUGCUGGUUACGGAGGAUUUGCGGCGGCCCUUAUUGAUAUGCCAAUAUGGGUAAUGAACGUUGUCCCGAACGAUAUGCAAGACACUCUGUCGAUUAUAUACGACAGAGGAUUGAUUGGAGUCUAUCAUGACUGGUGCGAGUCCUUCAACACCUAUCCGCGAACAUUUGAUCUGCUCCAUUCGAGUUUUCUGUUCAAAAAUCUUACGCAAAGGUGCGACAUUGUAGAAGUAGUCGCGGAGAUUGAUCGGAUACUGAGACCGGGCGGAUAUCUUCUGGUGCAAGACACAGGCGAUACGUUUGAGAAGCUGAGGCCGAUCUUACUUUCACUUUACUGGAGAGUGAGCAUUCAUCAGGAACAGUUUCUGGUCGGCGUAAAAGGGUUUUGGCGACCGGAAGGUGGAAACGUCGACCGGUGAAUGAUGGUUUCUGCUGGACGUAUUGAUAAAAAGGGAAAGGGGAUGGAAUGGAACAACCAUUUUCCAUUUCCUUACCUCUCCGUACCAAAUACGGCGAGCGAUGGAGUUCUUUAUGCCCCGUAUUCUUUCGUGUAUGAACCGGUAAACGGUGAAAAAGAGAAGAGUAUUCCUCGAAUUUAUUGGAGUUGAAACAUGACAAAUAGUCAAACUAACGCUCAAUGUAGCUAUUACGAUUUACAAAUGCUCAUUUCACUUUUUUGUCA
This is a messenger RNA of Punica granatum (pomegranate), 2308 nucleotides long. The record is from RefSeq and is a predicted model, not a curated record. NCBI's taxonomy places the organism in Eukaryota, Viridiplantae, Streptophyta, Magnoliopsida, Myrtales, Lythraceae.